Bufo gargarizans (Asiatic toad) is the source of this 1593-nucleotide messenger RNA. RefSeq names its product solute carrier organic anion transporter family member 1C1-like. Gene Ontology annotation, biological process: transmembrane transport; sodium-independent organic anion transport. Gene Ontology annotation, molecular function: protein binding. The record is from RefSeq and is a predicted model, not a curated record. The transcript is spliced from 11 exons. Gene Ontology annotation, cellular component: membrane. Lineage: Eukaryota; Metazoa; Chordata; Amphibia; Anura; Bufonidae. Bases 85 to 1593 code for a protein of 502 amino acids.
CAACAGUACAACAGCUCUGGGGUGUCUUGUCCUGGUGUAGACACUGCAUGGAGCAAGCACAGGUGCUCAGGAUAAUAGUGUAACAUGGAGGUGGAGAAAGAAUGCGGCGAGCUCAACAACCUGAACAUCAGCACAGUUGCCCAGGAUACCCAGGAUGAGACCGUUCCAGACCACCAGAAGAAGAAACCAUCCUGCUGUGCAUCAAUAAAGACUUUCCUGGUCGCUCUUUCUUUCUGUUAUUUCGCUAAGGCAUUUUCUGGGAGUUACAUGAAGAGCUCAAUAACUCAGAUUGAGCGCCGCUUCGACAUUUCCUCCUCCACGGUCGGGAUAGUGGACGGAAGCUUUGAGAUUGGAAACCUGCUGAUGAUUCCCUUUGUUAGUUACUUUGGGGCAAAGCUUCACAGGCCGAGGAUCAUCGCUGCUGGCUGCUUAAUGAUGGCGUUGGGCAGUUUCCUUACAGCGAUGCCACAUUUCUUCAUGGGACCUUAUAAGUAUAAUUCAAUGAAGGUGGAAAUGUCUUCGCAAAUCAAUUCUAUAGACUCCACCUAUAGUGUCUCCCCAUGUCUGGCCAACACAACAUUAACUGAGGACAUCAAACCAGAGUGUGUGAAGGAGACAAGUUCUUACUUUUGGGUUUACGUCUUGGUCGGGAAUAUGCUGCGAGGAAUCGGAGAGACCCCCAUUACUCCUCUGGGAAUCUCUUACAUUGAUGAUUUUGCUGAGCCAAAGAACACAGCACUAUAUAUAGCUUGUCUGCACACUGUGGCGUUGUUUGGCCCGAUGACUGGAUUUAUGCUUAGCUCGUUAUUCGCUAGGCUUUACGUAGAUAUCGGAUUUGUGAAUCUUGACACAGUGAUUAUUACACCACAAGACACACGAUGGGUUGGGGCCUGGUGGAUCGGGUUCCUGUUGGGCGGAGUCCUUAUGCUAAUUUCGGGAAUUCCUUUCUGCUUCCUGCCUAAGAGUAUGUUGACGAAAAAGACACAGCCCUCCCCUGAAGAACAGAAGCUUAAAGUAACUGAGUGUGAUGAAAAAGCCACAGUAAAUGGCUUCUUCCUCUCCCUGAAGGCUCUGGUUUGUAAUCCGCUUUACAGUAUCUUGAUUAUAAUGACUCUCUUUCAAAUGAACAGCUUUCUUGGAUUCGUAACUUACUUACCCAAGUAUAUAGAGCAACAAUAUGGCCAGUCCACCUCCAAGGCCAACUUUAUCACUGGAGCAUCCCUUCCGGCAGCGGCUCUGGGAAUGUUGCUGAGUGGUCUGAUGAUGAAGAAGUAUAAGUUUGGAUUGCUAUCUGCCUCUAAGUUGGUCUUCAUUUCCUCUCUUGGGUCCUUCAUCUUUUUUCCCUCGAUCUUUGUUAUUGGCUGUGAAAGACUUGAAGUGGCGGGGAUGACCGUGUCUUAUAACGGGAGCAAACUGGACACAUUAGGAGGCAACCAGCUGUUCUCCGACUGUAACAGCGACUGUAGGUGCUCCACCAGCCAGUGGGAUCCAGUGUGCGGAGUGAAUAAUAUCACCUACAUGUCAGCAUGUCUGGCCGGCUGCAAAUCGUCCACAGGAUCUGGAAAGAGCAUAGUGAGUGAUAAAAAUGUAUAG